UAAACAUUACAAAUAGUAUGCAGGGUCAUUCAUGCCUUUUCUUUUUAAAGCUCAAGCACAUUUUCACUUUGAGGUGGAACUACACAUAUGUCUGUUUCAUUCAUUUAUUCUUUCAACAAUGAUGGAUGGUUAACAGAUCUGACGCCUGGUGGCAGUGUCUCACCGGACAAAUGAACCCUUGUGCCAUGUUAAAUGUUCCUGUGAUUAUAGUGAUAAACUGUUAAAUAACAUAUUGACUGUUCACUGUUUCCUUGAGCCUGACUGACGUGUUUUUAAAUGUGCAAUUAGUUGCCAACAUGUUUUAUAUCAGACUACAAAAAUAAUCAACCAUCCAUUUAUUAAUUUUGGUGUAGUUCUGUAUGUAAAUGGGCAAAUAGGUUAGUUCACUAAUAUUAAUUGUGUCAUUUGACAAAGAAGAAACGAGUGAAAGCUGCAUUAGAAACCAAACGUUGCUCUCUCUCUCCAGAAUCCACGUGUAAAAAAAAGAAGGAGAAGGAAAACAGACAAAAACAGAGUUGAGGUUUUUAAAGUUUACUCGGAUCCACUCAGUCCUCGGUGCCAGAGCUGAAGUGACCGGACAGACUCGUGUCAGACUCGGUUUCAUGCUCACGGACAAGUGACGCAUUUUCCAUCACCGGUAUAAAUACUCAGCAUCAUUCUCCACCAGCAGCCGACACUCGCAGUCCCGUCCCUCGCCGCAGCUCCACUCUCCACCAUGCGCUCCACAGAGAGCCGCGGGGCCGUGCGCGCCGGGCUGCCCAGCGACUAACCGGAGCUCUCCGCACGCACCGAGCUCAGCCGCGAUGGAGAGCGCGAACAACUCGACAGCCUGGUCACAGCUGGACAACUUCUCCAACAACACCCCCGAAGAACCCGAGGAGGAGGAGGAGGUGAAGCUGAGCUACCAGGUGCUCACAUCCUUCCUGCUCGUCGCGCUCAUCCUGUGCGCAAUCUUUGGGAACGCGUGCGUGGUGGCAGCCAUCGCCUUGGAGCGAUCUCUGCAGAACGUGGCCAACUACCUGAUCGGUUCUCUGGCCGUCACCGACCUGAUGGUGUCGGUGCUGGUGCUGCCCAUGGCGGCGCUGUACCAGGUGUUGAACCGGUGGACUCUCGGGCAGGUGCCGUGCGACAUCUUCAUCUCUCUGGAUAUGUUGUGCUGCACCUCGUCCAUCCUGCACCUGUGCGCCAUCGCCCUGGACCGAUACUGGGCCAUAACGGAGCCCAUAGAAUACAUGAAGAAGAGGACGCCGAGGAGAGCCGCGGUCCUCAUCAGCGUCACCUGGAUCGUCGGCUUCUCCAUCUCUGUGCCACCGAUGCUGAUCAUGAGCUCCCAGCCCAACAACACGCCGGGGCCGGACAGGGCGAGCACCAAGCAGUGUGAGAUCCGACAGGACCCCUGGUACACGAUAUACUCCACAUUCGGGGCUUUUUACAUCCCUCUGACGCUGAUGCUGGUUUUAUACGGGCGAAUAUUCAAAGCUGCCAGGUUUCGCAUCAGGAAGACGGUGCGUAAAACGGAGAAAAAGAAAGUGUCCGACUCCUGCCUGGCGCUCUCUCCUGCGCUCUUCCACAAAAAGACUCCGCGCGACGCGCAAAGCAAGAGCUGGAAGAGGAGCGUGGAGCCGCGGCCGCUGCCGAGCGUCAACGGCGCCGUGAAACACGCCGAGGACGGAGAGUCUCUGGAGAUCAUCGAGGUGCACAGCAACUCCAAGAGCAACCUGCCGCUGCCCGACACCCCGAGCACCGCGCCGCUGUUCGAGAGCAGGCACGAGAAGGCCACCGAGGCGAAGCGCAAGAUCGCGAUGGCACGCGAGCGCAAGACGGUGAAGACCCUGGGCAUCAUCAUGGGCACCUUCAUCCUCUGCUGGCUGCCCUUCUUCAUCGUCGCCCUGGUCAAGCCCUUCUGCCGGGACGCGUGCUACAUGCCCCGCUGGCUGGAGGAUGUCAUCAACUGGCUGGGCUACUCCAACUCUCUGCUCAACCCCAUCAUUUACGCAUACUUCAACAAAGACUUCCAGAGCGCGUUCAAGAAAAUCAUCAAGUGUCAUUUCUGCAGACCGUGAGGUUUUCAUCGAGGUGAAUAAUCAUGAGACUUUAAAGAGACUGUUCUGAACAAUGAAUCUGAGGCAGAGCGGUUCAUGAAGAUGA
This is a messenger RNA of Paralichthys olivaceus (Japanese flounder), 2148 nucleotides long. It is a transcript of the gene htr1ab, whose product is annotated as 5-hydroxytryptamine (serotonin) receptor 1A b. Gene Ontology annotation, biological process: adenylate cyclase-activating adrenergic receptor signaling pathway; regulation of behavior; G protein-coupled dopamine receptor signaling pathway. Gene Ontology annotation, molecular function: G protein-coupled serotonin receptor activity; dopamine neurotransmitter receptor activity, coupled via Gs. The record is from RefSeq and is a predicted model, not a curated record. Lineage: Eukaryota; Metazoa; Chordata; Actinopteri; Pleuronectiformes; Paralichthyidae. Gene Ontology annotation, cellular component: plasma membrane.